This is a messenger RNA of Aspergillus calidoustus, 3306 nucleotides long. The record is from the annotation of a GenBank genome assembly. NCBI's taxonomy places the organism in Eukaryota, Fungi, Ascomycota, Eurotiomycetes, Eurotiales, Aspergillaceae.
AUGGUGGAAUACGAUCUACGGUACCCGCAGCUACAGCGCCGCUCCUCCUCACAGGCAUCAACCUCUUCCCGACACAGUCAACGGGCUAAGGCCAUCCGGACGAAGGCUCAGAAACGCCACUCGGCCUCCAGCACGACCCCGACCGACCUGACCUCCUUCCCCUCGCUCUCGCCAGACCAGGCACCGCACGGGUUUCUAGGCCAGCCAGCGCUGAACCGGGCUCUUACGAGUGCGCUGUUGAACGGAGGCGAUACGGGCGAUAUGGCGACGGACGGUGACAACCGGCGAGACCGGCGGGCGACCCUGGCGAAGCUGACGAGCGAGUCAUUGUCAUCGCAAGGUUCCGGCCGUGCGGCGCUCUUUGAGGACUCGGUUCCAAUCCGAGAUUUUCCCGGGGCGUUACAUCUUGCUGAUGAUGCGCAUAUUGAGCGGUUGGUUGCAAGUAAUGGGGCAGUGAAGUUAGUUCGGCAGUUCGCGCGCGAUCUGGCGCAGCGCGAUGCAGAGAUCUCGGCGCUGCGGCAGCGUGCUGAUGCGAGGGAGCGGGAGCUGAAGAGGAUGCUUCGUGAGGCGUCGGUGUCGAAUAAGGACAUUGAGCGGAGGCUUUAUGCGCUCGAGAAUUCGCAGAGGGAGGAGCGAGAACGGAAGAAGGACACGGAGCAGACUGUCAAGGGUUCCGGUGGGGUUGGUGGUCUGAUGCAGCAGGCGAUGAUUGACGGGAUCGGGCAUGAUUCCGAGCAGGAGGGUGAGGGCGAGGAGGAUGUUCUGAGCGGUGCGAUGCACUCUACAGUUCGCCGGACGCGGUUGGAAAGCGAUGCCAAGUCGGGAACGUCGAGCGUGGACUCAGGAACUCAGAAUCGAAAACGGCAGGGCUCGAUGCGGAGUUGGCAGGAUUUUAUAUUUGGAAGUGCAGCGGGAAGCCGCAAAACGAGUCGAGCGAGCAGCAUCAUGUCUGAUCUAGGCGAGGACGAGGAGGAGGGCGGUCGUCAACAUGCAGUGUCUGGUAAUGCCACUGCUCGACGCAGGCCGUUGGACGAUCAGCUGUUCAAUCCGGCGGAUGGCGGUGACGAUGCUAGCACGCAUUCGCGAAAAUCCUCAAAGUCGGUCUCGUCCUGGACGGUCAAGUUGUUUGCUGGAAAUCAGCAGUCGAGUCGGGAUGAGAGUCCGUCGGACAGAAAUCGUGGAAGAGCGUCGUCAAACAAUAGAGAGAGAAACAGAGGUCCCCCGUCCGCAUUGCCUGCCAAUGCCAAAGGUAGUAUGUCUGCCGUGGCGGCCUUGAGGCGCAUCAAUAGCAGUACCAGCAUCCCCGGCUCGCAGGGGAGAUCAAAUGGCUCCGGGACUGCACCGCGGUCCGGCCAGAUCGGUCGAAGGCAGCCGGCGUCGAGUGUCUCGCAGGGUGCAGCUGCAGAAGCCGCGGCGAAGAAUCCAACCAACCUUGGACCCGUUGAGAUGGAUGCUAUUCUUCCCAUGGAGUCGCGACCACCAACACUCUCACCCAUCUACAAUAACUAUCUAGGUGGCGAUCUCUUGACUGACCGGUUUGGGUUCAUCUAUGACCAGCGCCGAAAGAGAAGGCAACGAGAAGCUAGCGCACUGAAGAAUCCGGGGGAUCGGCUUAGCAUUGCAGAGACCUUGAAUACAUUCCGGAGUGAUACCUCUGAUGAUCGUGACGAGCUGGAUCUGCAUGGCCGGCAACCUUCGGCAGCCGAACCCUACCGCUCACCUGGCUCGAAUUCGCCGAUCGACCCUGAAACGUCUAGCACUGCGAGUCAGCGAUGGCAGGACUACCUGACAUCUCCGACUGCACCAACAGAGUUACUGUCACACACGCCAUCGGCUGGACCCAUUGUAUCGCUGACGACCGGUGAGGACACGCCACGUAACACCGGGGUAGCCGUGGACAAGCGUGGCUCACUUUCUGUUAACCAAAGCCCACAGCCUUCCGCAUCAACGUCGACAGUCGUUGCAGACCACCCGGAAUUCGCGGGGUCAUCUAUGGAUGAGGUGGCCGUUCCUGCGUCUGGAGAACACGAGCCUGUGAAACUGCUUCUUGAACAGCUGACGGAGCUUCACGAUCUGCUGCAAAGGGAGCGAAGCGUCCGAUGGAACGAGUUCCUGCGUAAAGUACGGGCAGAGCGCCGGAAAGAAGGCGAAGCAGCGGCUGCCGCCGCCGCAGCGUCAGACCGACCUCUGCAAGCUGUCGAUAUGCCUGAGGUCUCGCUGGCUGAUGGCGAAAUGGUGGGCAUAUCUGGUCUCGGCAAUAAAGGGAAAGUUGGUCGUGCCAAGUGGAGGGAGUUUCGAGUGCUUGUUCUCGGUGGGAUCCCCGUCACGUUGCGGUCCAAGAUCUGGUCUGAGUGCAGCGGCGCCUCUUCAAUGCGUGUGCCCGGGUACUAUGAUGACCUGGUAAAGGGAGUCGGCGGCGACGAUCCAGAUACAUCAGUCAUCGCGCAAAUCGACAUGGAUAUCAACCGAACCCUAACAGACAAUGUCUUCUUCCGCAAAGGGCCGGGUGUCACCAAGCUCAAGGAAGUCCUCCUCGCUUACUCGCGCCGCAACCCAGAGGUCGGAUAUUGUCAAGGCAUGAACCUCAUCGCCGCCUCGCUUCUGCUCAUCACACCAACCGCGGAGGAUACGUUUUGGCUCCUCACCUCCAUGAUCGAAGUUAUCCUUCCGAAGCACUACUACGACCAUGGCCUUCUCGCGUCUCGAGCCGACCAGGUCGUCUUGCGCCAAUACAUCUCCCAAAUCCUGCCCAAGCUCUCGGACCAUCUCGAAUCUCUCGGCGUCGAACUCGAAGCCCUGACCUUCCAAUGGUUCCUCUCCGUCUUCACCGACUGUCUCUCCGCAGAAGCCCUCUACCGCGUCUGGGACGUAGUCCUCUGCCUCGACGUUGCAAGCGCCGUAACCAAGCCAACCAAUCCGGCCGCAUCGUCACCAGCCGCAACUCGAGAUGCCAACUCCUCUGCGAACAACAACGCAUCCUCCUCAGCAGCAGCGGCGGCGGGAACCACCGACACAACAUCAGGGACCGGCGCCGGAAGCACCUUCCUCUUCCAAGUUGCCCUCGCCCUACUCAAACUAAACGAGCACCAGCUCCUGACCACCUGCUCAACGCCCGCAGAGCUAUACACGUACAUCAACCACCAAAUGACAAACCACGCCAUCAGCAUCGACGGCCUCAUCCAGGCGAGUGAAGCUUUGCGAAACGUCGUCCGUCCCGAGGACGUCGCGGCUAAGCGCGCCGAGGCCCUCAGGGAGAUGCGUGAGUUUUCCGGCGGAGCGGCGCCGAGCACGAAUGGGGAUGCCUAG